UUGGUGAGGGAGUGAGCAAAGCAGGAAGGGAGGCAAGGCAUUGAAUGCUAAAAAGGGUAUUAUACGUUGAAGGAGUGCUGAAAGGUGGGGGGUUAACAUUAUGAGAAUGGAGAGGUACAAUUAACCUGCUAUGUGCCAGAUCACUAUUUACGUUGAUCGUCAUCAUCAUCGCCGCAACCACCUUCAUCGUUCCCUAUUAAGUGAAAUGUAUCGGGUCUGCAUGGAAUCCUACUAAUUAAGCAUGGAGAUUGAAAACAUCGUGGCCAAUACCGUGCUGCUGAAAGCCAGAGAAGGUGGCGGUGGUAAGAGGAAUGGCCGCAGUAAGAAAUGGAAGGAGAUGCUGCGGCUGCCACAUAUCAGUCUGUGUGAGGAGCUGAGGCGAGUAAUAGAAAGGGAUUACUCCAGUCUCUGUGAGAAGCAACCGAUUGGAAGACUUCUCUUCCGACAGUUCUGCGAUACAAGGCCAGAGCUGAAACGGUGCGUUGAGUUCUUAGACGCCGUGGCGGAGUAUGAAGUGGCGCCAGACGAGAAGCGCAAAGACUGUGGGAUGAAUGUUUUAGACAAAUACUUCAAUAAUGGGUCGGCAGCCCAUUUACCAGAAAUACCUCCGGAAGUAGUACGAGAAUGCAGAGAGAAGCUGAAGCACACUCCCUGCAAAGAGCUCUUUAAAGAGUGCACUAAAAUUGUUCAUGAAUAUCUCAGAGGAGUACCGUUUUCACAGUACCAAGAGAGCAUGCAUUUUUCACGCUUCAUACAGUGGAAAUGGUUAGAAAGGCAACCUGUAACCAAAAAUACCUUCAGGCAUUACAGGGUACUGGGAAAGGGUGGAUUUGGAGAGGUUUGUGCCUGCCAAGUCCGCGCUACCGGUAAGAUGUAUGCCUGUAAAAAGCUUGAAAAGAAAAGAGUAAAGAAGAGAAAAGGUGAAGGAAUGGCAUUAAACGAAAAAAGAAUUUUAGAAAAAGUUAACAGUAGCUUUGUAGUUAGUUUAGCCUAUGCCUAUGAAACUAAGGAUGCACUUUGUUUAGUAUUAACCAUAAUGAAUGGUGGGGACUUGAAAUUCCACAUCUACAGCAUGGGAAACCCUGGCUUUGAUGAGGAGAGGGCCAUUUUCUACGCUGCAGAGAUCUGCUGUGGCCUGGAGGAUUUACACAGAGAGCGGAUUGUGUACAGAGACUUAAAACCAGAGAACAUUCUUUUAGAUGACCGUGGUCAUAUCCGCAUUUCAGACCUCGGCCUAGCAGUCCAGAUCCCUGAGGGAGAGACGAUACGUGGGAGGGUUGGGACUGUCGGAUACAUGGCCCCAGAGGUGAUCCUGAAUGAGAGCUACACGUUCAGCUCAGACUGGUGGGGGCUGGGCUGCCUGGUGUUUGAGAUGAUCCAAGGCCAGUGCCCUUUCCGGCGACGCAAGGAGAGGGUAAAGCGGGAAGAGGUGGACCGGCGAGUACGUGAGGACCAGGAGGAAUACUCGGACAAGUUCUCUGAGGAGGCCAAGUCCAUCUGCCGGAUGUUACUGAAUAAAGAUCCCAAAGUACGGUUGGGCUGUCAAGGGCAAGGGGCUGCAGAGGUGAAGCAGCACCCGAUAUUCAAAAGCGUCCACUUCAAGAGGCUGGAAGCUAACAUGCUGGACCCUCCCUUCACUCCUGACCCUCGAGCAGUGUACUGCAAAGACGUCUUGGAUAUUGAGCAGUUCUCCACAGUCAAGGGGGUAAACUUGGACCCUACAGAUGACGAUUUCUAUCACAAAUUUGUUACAGGCAGUGUCUCCAUCCCCUGGCAGAAUGAGAUGAUCCAGAUGGAAUGUUUCAAAGAAAUCAAUAUAUAUGAGACAGAUGGGACACUGUGUUCGGAUCUUGAUGUAAAUAAGCCCGUCCCCCCGCCAAAGAGAGGCUUCUUUUACAGACUCUUUAGGAGAGAGGUCUGUUUUAAGAGUGGGUAUAGUGAUGAUGAAGAGGGGCCCUCAAGAAUUUAAACCACUCUCUCAACCAAAACAUUGCAAUGUUUAAAAAAUUAAAAAUGAAUGUUUUACUCUAUUUAUGAAUUGUAUUAUAAUUUUAAAAAAAAACUGUAUGAGUUUACAGAUUUUGUACAUUUGUACCUGAAUUAUGUCUAGAUGUAUAUUUUCACUAAAAGUUGUAUUGUACAAAAAGCCAUAUAAGUACCACUUGAAUGCAUACAUACUUUUUUUUGGAAUGAAUAUAAUAUGUAUUUAAAGUUUUUUUUUUUUUUUUUUAAAGAGCACAGUAGGUAUCUGUGGUGUUUAUCAUUUAUUUUGUAACAGCAGCCGAAGGAUCUAUGUCUAAUGUUCAGAAUCUGUUUAUGUCUACUAUAUUGAAGAGGAUACCUGCUCAACUGCUAAACAAGGUCAUUCAUCUUGCUUAAUCAAUCCACGAGGUACAUUAAAUACAUUACAGCUUUGUCAUUUCCCAAUGACUUGACAAAUAUGAUAAGGGGCACCUCCUAGAGAAUUGAACAAAUCAUACAGCAUAAUUUAUUUACCAUUGGCAUACAGUUUACCCCUGUACCUAGAGCUGCAUUAAUAUAAAUAUCGGGCAGGCUUUAGGGGAAGAUUUGUAAAGUUGUCUGGACAUGUAAAUUAUAACUGUUUUUCUUCAGAAAUUCAUGGUCACAUCUGAAGUUGCUGGAAAGACAAAAAAAAAAUAAUAAUAAUUGUGAAAAUACCUAUAAUCAGUAAACUCAGUUCUGGCAUCAAAAUGCAUUAAGUAUCAAAAACAGUCCUGAAACCUAUCAUCAUAUUUUUCUUAACCACUUCUGUCACAAAAAUAAUUUCCUUUCACAUGUACCAUUUUUUUUAUGCACACACUUCAUUCCACUUUAAAGGAAUGUCAAUCAAGUCAAUCAAAAUCUAUUUUAAAUGUCUUGUAAACCAUAGAAACAUUAUCACUGUUUGUUGAAAGCUCUUUGAGCUUAUAUAUAUAUAUAUAUAUAUAUAUAUAUAUAUAUAUAUAUAUAUAUAUAUAUAUACAGUAUAUAUAUAUACACACACACACAUACACACACUGCUGUGCAAAAGUCUUAGACAUGUUGCAUUUUUCUACUCUGAUGCAUUAUGAGCAUCAACAAUUUACUCAAAGCCUCCACUAGUGUUUUCUACCAUUACAACAACCUUGACUUGCAUAAAGAGGGAAAGAAAAGUUUAAUUGACAACAGAACUGUCCGAAGGCACAGAUGUCGUUGUCCAUCCAUCAACAGUUCAAAACACCUUAGGCCAUUGUUUCCUAGUAAAAUUUCUGUCCAAUUUUCUUGGACAUAUUUUAGCCUUUUAGUCUUGUUCCCCUUUUUUAACAGAGGUGUUCUUACUGCAACACAUCCUUUAAGUCCUGAUUGGACAACGACACCUGUGCCUUCUGCCAGUUCUGUUGUCAAUUCAAAGCUUGUCUUCUUUCUAUUCCUUAAGGAUAUUAUCUUCAAGUAUUACUUAUCCUUGUUAGACAGCUUUUUGGGUCUUCCAGUCCUGGGUUUGUCAAUUACAAAUGAUGUUUCUCUAUACCUGUUGAUUAUGCUUCGGAUAUCACACCUUGAAAAUCGAAUGAUACAAGCGAUUUCACUCAAUGUUUUUCUUUCUUUAUGCAAGUCAAGGUUGUUAUAAUACUAGAAAACACUAGUGGAGGCUCUGAGUAAGUUGUUGAUGCUCAUAAUGCAUCAGAGUAGAAAAAUGCACCAUGUUUAAGACUGUUGCACAGCUGUGUAUAUACUUUAAAUUCAAAUCGAACACUACAGCUGAAAAGUUGCUGAGAUGUAGUUUGUAUUUGAAAUAUAUCCAUAACCCGGUUUAAUAAAAACAAAGUGAAAACCCCAAAGUUUUCUAAACCGUAAAAGGGAAGUCUUUAAUAAUGUUAAUAAAGCUGAUUAGAGGUAAGAAAAUGGAUUUGAAAGCAUUGGUCGUAUGUACUGGGGUACCCUGUGCAGCAGUGCUGUCCUCAUACUUGUUGGAGUGUAGUGUGUAGCAAUAACUGUCAGAAAGUGGGUCAGAGUCCCGCUAUCUGCUUCAUACAUCAAAGACCCAUUUUAGAUAUUCAAAUCUAGUAACAUAGGACAUACACAGCUAAAAGAAAACGUUGCUACUUGUAGUAUUUGAGAACUGAAGUAGGUGUGUUAUCCUAUGAAUCUAUAGAGUAAUGGUGAGAUACAGGUUUAGCUGUACAUACAUCAAAGUUACUUUGUAAUGCAGUUAGUCAGAAUUUCCUGUCACAAAAAGUAGUUAGUUUUCUGUAGUACAUGCCCUUCUAAACAGACAACUGCUUGUGCGUCUAAAAACACAACCAAAAAGUAACAAAUAUCUGUUGUUCAGUGUCCCAGGAUUUUGUUCAUCAGGUAUUGCGUGUACUUUUAAUAUUUUAAAGCUGUGAAACGGGUGACAAUCUGUGCAUUAUGAGCCACGUUUACUUUUUCUGUAUGUGUUUUUUUGCUACAUCCCGAUAGUUAUUCAUAAUAUUAUAAUUUGUUUCUUUUUUUUUUUAAACUAUAUAGAAGACAGUUAGUAUUGGCUGAGUCACGUCAGCCAUUUGCUGGAUGUGAUCUGCAAACCUGCAGAAAUGCCUCUAUGGAAUUACAGUUUAAAAUGGUGAUCAGCUUACGCUAUGCAAAGGAGUGUUUAAAAGAGUUUAAGAAUUUGCACAAUGUAGCCCUUGUUCCAUUCAUAAUGUAUUUUAUUUUCUUUAAUGCUGAUAUCAGAUCAUUUCCUGUUGCCUCCCAGUAAACAAUAGUUAUUUUUAAAAGUUGAAAGAAAUGCCAUUUCCAUUUCCUUGUAAGCUGCAUGUUUCUGGAAUCAAUGGAAGACAAUGGACCCUAACUCAGGAGUUUGUUGAAGUCUUAUUUAUGAAUAUCAUUUUUAAUAUUAAUUAUUAAUAACGGUUUAUUAUCAAUUUAUUUUAUUCGUAAGAUCAAAAACUCAUACGUUAAGUCUUUGUGAACAGGACCCAAUCGUGACAUUCUACAAAAUGAUCAGUUUUAUUCUUUUACAAUUGAAGACGAAUGAAAGCUUUGUUUUACUGCUCUAUUGUGUGUUUAACAGUGCUUCUUGCACAGUGUAUCUCUGAUUUAAGUGUGCAAAGGGAAUCUAGUAAGGCUCAUUCCAUGACUUUAAAUAUAACUUUUCUACUGCUGAUUAACUUUGGCCUUUUACUGUGUGCCACUUGCCACACCUACCAAGUAGCAAUUGUUCUUAUUUUCUGAAUUGUAUUGCCAGGACUAAUGCAACCAUUUUCAUUGGCCCUGCAUUUGCUGGUAAGGAAAUACUUUUAACAGUUUGAAUGUCUGCACAAAGUGCAUUUUUAAUGCCUGUUUUAAACUGUUUUAUUAAUCAAGCAUGUAGUAACCUUCAGGUUUCUUGUUUGUAAAUUAUAUUACGGUGCCAACAUAUCGGAAAUGAUAUUGAAUGCCGCCUUUAUUGAUGCAAGGUGACCGGUUUUGUAGUUGUACAAAGUCAUGUCUUUCAACCACUGCAGUAAAUGUAUUUCUUGUACAAGUUCUAUCACUAGGUGUUGUAUCAUAUCUAACAUUUGUAAUUAUAAAAAUAAAACACUGCCGUUUGUAUAAA
This is a messenger RNA of Acipenser ruthenus (sterlet), 5557 nucleotides long. Its product is annotated as G protein-coupled receptor kinase 4-like. The transcript has 16 exons. The record is from RefSeq and is a predicted model, not a curated record. Lineage: Eukaryota; Metazoa; Chordata; Actinopteri; Acipenseriformes; Acipenseridae. The coding region runs from base 242 to 1969 and encodes 575 amino acids. Gene Ontology annotation, molecular function: ATP binding; G protein-coupled receptor kinase activity. Gene Ontology annotation, cellular component: cytoplasm. Gene Ontology annotation, biological process: protein phosphorylation; signal transduction; regulation of signal transduction.